AUGCGCGAGCUUGUGCACGUCCAGGGUGGUCAGUGCGGCAACCAGAUUGGUGCCAAGUUCUGGGAGGUGAUCGCCGACGAGCACGGAAUCGAUCCCACAGGAACCUAUCAUGGCGAUUCCGACCUCCAGCUGGAGCGCAUCAACGUGUACUUCAACGAGGCGACAGGGGGACGCUACGUUCCGCGUGCAAUCCUGAUGGAUCUUGAGCCAGGAACCAUGGACUCCGUCCGAGCCGGGCCUUUUGGUCAGCUCUUCCGUCCCGACAACUUCGUCUUCGGACAGACAGGAGCCGGCAACAACUGGGCCAAGGGUCACUACACUGAGGGCGCAGAGCUCAUUGACUCGGUGCUCGACGUCGUGCGCAAGGAGGCUGAAG
Molecule: messenger RNA, 376 nt
Organism: Symbiodinium sp. CCMP2456
Lineage: Eukaryota; Dinophyceae; Suessiales; Symbiodiniaceae
Source: the annotation of a GenBank genome assembly